Messenger RNA from Lepisosteus oculatus (spotted gar), 1880 nucleotides. It is a transcript of the gene rab27a, whose product is annotated as RAB27A, member RAS oncogene family. Lineage: Eukaryota; Metazoa; Chordata; Actinopteri; Semionotiformes; Lepisosteidae. Gene Ontology annotation, molecular function: GTPase activity; GTP binding. Gene Ontology annotation, biological process: regulation of exocytosis; cilium assembly; neurotransmitter receptor transport to postsynaptic membrane. Gene Ontology annotation, cellular component: endosome; dendritic spine; plasma membrane. The record is from RefSeq and is a predicted model, not a curated record.
UGGUGAUUGGUUUGAGUCUUUAAGUAUAAUUUGUUUCUGGAACUUCUGACUUGAUACAAAUUUGAUACAAAUUUAUUCAGCUCUAUUGACAGAACACUAAGUGGAUACUUCUUGUGAAUGAAUUAAAUGAGGAAACUAAUUGGGUUGCAUGAGGAAUUAGAAUUCUACAGGAAAUUGAAGCUAUCUAGUUUUUUUCGUUGUUCUUAUAAGGUCAGAAAUAAAUUCUCACUAUGUCUGAUGGGGACUAUGAUUACCUCAUCAAAUUCUUAGCCCUGGGGGAUUCUGGAGUGGGAAAGACCAGCUUCUUGUACCAGUACACAGAUGGAAAAUUCAAUUCCAAAUUCAUUACAACUGUGGGGAUUGACUUCAGAGAAAAAAGAGUGGUGUACAAGUCGAAUGGUGCCGAUGGGAUUGCAGGAAGAGGGCAGAGGAUACACAUCCAGCUGUGGGACACCGCUGGACAAGAAAGAUUUCGUAGCCUAACGACAGCAUUCUUCAGAGACGCUAUGGGCUUUCUCCUUCUGUUUGAUCUUACUAAUGAGCAGAGUUUCCUCAAUGUCAGAAACUGGAUGAGUCAGUUGCAAAUGCAUGCAUACUGUGAGAACCCCGAUAUUGUCCUCUGUGGUAAUAAGUGUGAUCUGGAAGACCAGAGGGCAGUGAAAGCAGAAGAAGCCCAAGAACUUGCUGAAAAAUAUGGGAUCCCUUACUUUGAAACGAGCGCGGCCAACGGACAGAACGUGGCCAAAGCGGUGGAGGUCCUGCUGGAUCUCAUCAUGAAACGGAUGGAACGGUGUGUGGACAAGUCCUGGAUUCCGGAUGGGGUGUUGCGAUCCAAUGGCCACAGCUCUGCGGAUGGACUUCCAGAGGACAAAACCCAGGAGACGGGCAAAUGCAGUUGCUAAUGUACCUUGGGGGGAGGGGACAUCACCUGUGUCUCAGUAGUACAGCUGUAGUUAUUCUUCUACUCUAGGGCCUUUCCGCAUGGUGUACGGCAGGGAGCUUCUUCUGAGAUGGUGUGAGAGGAGAGUUGUAUUGAGUUUACGUUACCACGCUGCUCACAGUUUUCUGGUGUCUGCUACUGUAUUUUUUUUUUUAAUUGUUACUUAGAUGGGUUCUUCACUUUUUAACCUUUUUUAAAAUAAUAAAAGUUCAUAUACAGGACAGAAAUCAACAGUUAUAUGCAGUGCUUUUAAGUUGAAAUUUGUAACUAUAGCUGUACUACCAGAAAUAGUUUGUAAGCUUUUAAAACAAUAGCCCUGAUAUAUCUGUGUUCUGUAUGGCCCAGGCCAAGAAUGCUCUGUAUGGUAGUGUAAUGGUAAGAUUGUAUUUAAUGUAUAAAUUUUCCUAUAUUUCAACAGUGCAGGGCAGCCUUGACGCUACAACAUUAGCUUCAGUGCAGUAGCUGGACUGAAUCUGUGUACCAUAUGCACUUUUUGGACAUUUGUUCUUCUAAAUUGUAAAGAAAUGACAUUGGGCUAUAGGUCUUCUUAUGGUAAGAAAGCAAUUUUAAGUCAUGAAUACAUUAAAUCAAUAAUGACUGAAUUUGAAAGCUUUCAUUUCCUAUACUUCUUGAUGGUAUAGAACGCUGAUACAUUUCUUCUGUAUAUCUUUCAUGGUGGAAUUUUAGGGUCUCUUAUAGAAUUGUAGGCUUUUUGUAAGGUCAAGAAGAUCUCUCUGAUUUACUUUCAUCAAAAAUCAAGUGUUUUAUAAAGCUAAAAUGUAAUUUUGGGAAGUGCCUGGAAAUAUACUUUUUUUCCCCUACACUGUAUUAAUGCCAAAACACUGUAACAAUGCCAAAUAUGUUAAAGAUACUCAUUAUAAUAUCUAGAUUUUAUUUAUUAAAAUGAUGUAGUAAACAUUAAAAGCUAUUUUCUGUUGUU